AUUGUGUUUACUUCCGGGUUAGCAGGUCACAAACAGGAGGGACGCAAACACCCCCAGGACGCGGAGCAAAGCCGAUUAAAGUGCCGCAGAGAUGGCAGGGGAGGAUGUGGAUGAGAUGCCUGAAUCCGGAGCAGUUUUCACAUUCGGGAAGAGUAAAUUUGCUGACAACCUUCCCAGUAAAUUUUGGCUUAAAAAUGAUAUUCCUCGAAAAAUAGCCUGUGGGGAUGAACAUACCGCCUUAAUAACAGAAAAUGGGAAACUCUUUAUGUUUGGCAGCAACAACUGGGGCCAGCUCGGCCUGGGGUCCAAAGUGGCCGUCAACAAGCCCACUUGUGUCAGAGCCCUGAAGAUGCAGAAUGUACAGCUCGUGGCCUGUGGAAGAACCCAUUCACUCAUCUGUACAGCUCAGGGGCAUGUGUACGCCACCGGCGGCAACAGCGAGGGUCAACUGGGCCUCGGCGACUGCGAUGAGAGGACUUCCUUCCAGAGACUGGAGUUCUUUGACUCCUGCGGGCCAAUCAGAAUGCUUGCUGCUGGUUCAAACACGUCAGCUGCCCUCACUGAAAGUGGUGAGCUGUUCAUGUGGGGGGACAACUCUGAAGGUCAAGUCGGCUUGGGGAAGGAGAGCCACGCCUGCUCGCCACAGGAGGUCAGCGCGGGACAGCCCAUCGCCUGGGUGUCCUGUGGGUACUACCACUCUGCCUAUGUUACAGCGGACGGAGCUCUGUACACGUUUGGAGAACGUGACAGUGGUAAACUGGGUUUGGGAACAGACCAGCUGGCUCGUCAUCGAGUCCCUCAGCUCGUGAAGAGCAUGUCUGAGCCGGUCACCCAGGUGGCCUGUGGUGGGGGGCACACUCUGGCCAUUACAGAGAAUGGUGUUUACGCCUUCGGGCUGGGUCAGUUCGGUCAGUUGGGACAUGGGACAUUCAUAUUUGAGUCUCGGCUGCCGCACCAGAUAGAGCACUUCAAGAAGGGUCGAGUGCGCCAGGUGACAUGCGGCGAGAACCACUCAGCGGUCAUCACAGACAGCGGCCUGCUUUACACCUUUGGUGACGGCAGACAUGGCAAACUUGGUCUGGGAGAAGAAAACUUCACAAACCAGUUCAAGCCAACUCUGUGUCCACGCUUCAUCAAGUGUCAGGUCCAAGAAGUAGUUUGUGGCGGUUGUCACAUGGUCGUGCUGGCGCGACCCAGGGAUGCGAGCUGCGGGGCAGUGUUGCUGGAGGAGAAUGACGUCUCUGAAGAUUACCUGGAGAGGCCAUAUGUGGAGCUACUGGGGGACAUGGGCGACACCUGCAACCCGGCCCGUGUUCGCCGCAGGGAGAGGGAACAGUCACCGGAGCAGUUUGGCAACAUAUCCUGUACAUUACCCACCAUGACAUCAGGCUAUCUCCAGCCACCACUUCCUGUCUCCAGCCACAGCACCCUGCCCAGCCUGUCUUCAUCAGAGCUGGCCCACAGAAAGGUGCUCCAUAGCGCUCAUCGACAUGGCAACAAGGAACCGUCUCGGGACCAGGCUGAUGACGUGGUGGAGAGUCUGAGUGACACAGACAGCGUGAAAGGUUUGGGAGAAACCACAGAUUUCCUCAACAUGACACAUGUGAUGAAGAUGGACCCUGGUGAUAAAACAUUUACACUUUCUCCAGUUCACAAGAAGAAGGGUAAACAUGGUAAGACCUUAACAAGUCUGAAAGAGAAACCAUUAAAAGAGAGAAAGCUCUCAGAGCGGCCCGGUUUCUCUGCAACGUCCCUAUCACAUAACUGUGAGGUUCUGGCUGCUCGCAAAGCAGCACCCACCAAGCUCAUGAGCUCCAGUGUUCCCUCUCAGAAGAUGACCAAGCAGAACAAGGAGAAUCGUAUCACAGCUUCUAAGGAGCCUCGGGAGGGUUCAGGAGACGUCAAGAAAGCAACAGUCAGACGGCAGCUUCAGCCAUCGGCAUCCAGAGGUCUGAAGAUAGAUGGUGGGAAGAAACUGGAAUCAGAUCAUAAAACAGGUUCAAAACGGUGUACAGGAAAACCAGCACUCGUCACAAGGCAGUCGUCAGACUUCAGUUUAAGUGAUGCACGUGAAGUGUGCCCACAACAGCGCCCUAAGGGAAAAACUGAGUCUGAGAAAAUCUGCUCCAAAGAUCCUAAGACAUCAAAAAAGGAUAGAAACAAAAAAGACCAAAAGUCAACAAAUGAAGAAGCAGCCCCAUCUUUGCACCUGCUUGCUGGAGCUGCUUCCUUGCUCCAGGAGGUGGCGGCCUUCAGCUUGCCCGCGCCAUCUGACAGCAGCCACCAUGACACAGACAGAGGGGACAGAGCGACUCCAUCUCACAACAAUCAAUCUGCACUGAGUGUCAGCAGCAGUCCUUCAAUAAAAAGAGGAAGACAAAGCAUUAUAGACUCAGUCACAAAGGACAAAGAGGAGGAUGACCAGGAUGGACAGACAAGUGCAGAAACAGGGGAGGAAGAGGAAGACCGGGUUUGGAAGGUAACAAAUGCAAGUGAGGAAGAGAAGGAAGCAACUCAGACCUCUGAGAAAGUCACUUCAGAAGAGGACAGUGACACUCUUAAGCCAGAAAACAAGUCAGGAACUGAUGAGGAGGAAGAAGGCGAAAGUGCUCUAGAGGAAGACGAGGAGGAGGAGGAGGAGGAGGAGGAGGAAGAAGAUGAGAAAACUCAGACCGCUCAAAGGGAAAGUCAGGAUGAAGAGAAAGAGAGCAAAGACAGGGUUGUUGAAGAAGAGACUGAGGAAGAGGAGGAAGAGUCAGGUCAUGAAUCAGAGUCAGGUCAUGAAUCAGAAGGUGAGGAAGAAGAAAAGGAGGAUGAUAGAAGUGAGGAAGAAGAGGAGGGUGAGGAAGAGGAUUCUGUGUCUUCGAAGGGAAGUGAUGAUAACAUGCAAGAGGAAGAGGGGGAAAGUAGUGAGGAAGCAGAAAAUGAAAUGGAAGAAGAUGAGGAGGAAGAGGAGGAGGAGGCUGAAAAAGAGGAGGAGGAGGAUGAGGAGGAAAAUGAAGAAGAGAGUGGAGAAGAGGAGGAUGAGAGUGAUCAGGAAGAGAGUGAGGAAGAGGAUGAUGAAGAGGAAGAAUUGAAUGAAGAUGAGGAGGAGGAAGAAGCGAGUGAAGAGGAAGAGCUAGAAAGUGAGGAUGAAGAAGAAGAGGAGAGUGAAGAGGAUGAGCAAGAAAGUGAGGAUGAAGAAGAAGAAGAAGAAGAGGAGGAGGAGGAAGAGGUCAAUAAGAAAAGUGCUAAAACUCAGAGAACACCCAGGUCAGGAGUCAAAGGUCAUGCAGCUGGAGAGUCAGAAGAGUUCUGGGAUGAUGUUCUACCUCAGUACCUCAACCUGAAAUAACCCCAACAUGUUCUCCUGUGGUUGUACUGUAUUUGAUUUGAAUCUGCAUUUUUUUAAAUAAAUGGUCUUUUAUUGUUGUAUGAAA
Messenger RNA from Phyllopteryx taeniolatus (common seadragon), 3419 nucleotides. RefSeq names its product retinitis pigmentosa GTPase regulator b (gene rpgrb). NCBI's taxonomy places the organism in Eukaryota, Metazoa, Chordata, Actinopteri, Syngnathiformes, Syngnathidae. The transcript is spliced from 14 exons. The record is from RefSeq and is a predicted model, not a curated record. The coding region runs from base 92 to 3334 and encodes 1080 amino acids.